GUGACUCACCUGGACACAUGAACAAAUGAAUCUGGAGGAGCUCAGUUGGCGUCAUUUUCUCCGUCGUCCAGUGCUGUUGCUGUUUUUCUCCUGCACACCUGCUGAAGCACCUUGUGGUUGUGUUGAUAAGCACUUCUUCCUGCCAGCUCCCUCCAUGAAAUACUUCAGGUGACACAACAUGUGACAGCUCACUCGCAAGCAAACAAGAUGAAGAUGAUCUUGAUGGUUCUGCUUGUCGCUCUGUCCUCCUCUGUCUGUGUGAUGUCUGCUGUGGCAAUGACAGCGACCUUCUAUCAGGCAGAGGAGGACGAUGACAUCACCAUCAGCUGGAACAGUCCCAUCAGAACCAACAUGUCUCUCACCAGCAUGCGUUGUUUUCUCCAGUCAGAUCCUGUGAAGCUUUUGUAUCAAAUGUUUAACAGCGUCGACGUCCCCGAGUCUCAGGAUCAACAGUUUGCAGGACGAGUCCAGUGUGACAAAGACGCCCUCAGAGACGGACGGAUCAGACUUCAUGUGUCCAGACUCAAGACUGAGGACUCUGGAAACUACUGGUGUGACCUGGCUGCUAAUUAUGACAAGAUGACGAGGAGAUGGAUGCUGGUGACCACAGAACAUUUUGUCUUGAAUGUGACCUCUCGAGGAGAAAACAGAGGACACGAGGAACACAACAUCAUCACACCAGCGUCAACUGAAGAUGCUGAACACACAGCAGGAGGGCCGAAGAAGACGUCAGACGAUUUGAUUGAAGUUGUAGCUGGUGCAGCUAUAUUAACUGUAGCUAUCCUAUGUCUCCUCGGUGUUGUUCUGUGUUGUCUGUCAGCUCUCAUUCAUCGAUUUACUAAAGAUCAACAGGACAGACAAGCCAUCAUUGAGUUAAUGACAGCGAUCAAUCGUCUGAGCAACUUGCAUCCAAAGCUGCUCCGAUGUGAGCACAUGUAAAUACCCUAACCCCCGGAUCACAAUGCUUUCUGAUCAAUACUCUUCAUUGAUGAGAAUACAAUGGCUUGGUGGAUGAAGUAUUCGAACAAUGUAGUAAGUAAGAAAAUCACAUCACUGCAAUGCUAUUGUGGUGGCUAAAUGCUAAUUAGCUUCUCUUAGUUCACAUUAAUACUGAUAGUUGUAAAUAUCAGUUUAGCUAAUUGGUUGACAGGACGUUUUAUCAAACUCUGUCUCUUAUUAGACU
Molecule: messenger RNA, 1183 nt
Organism: Acanthopagrus latus (yellowfin seabream)
Lineage: Eukaryota; Metazoa; Chordata; Actinopteri; Spariformes; Sparidae
Exons: 7
Coding region: 208-939 (243 amino acids)
Source: RefSeq, a predicted model, not a curated record